GAGAUGCACAAACACCAACGUCAGACUUCAUUCAGACUUUACGACCACUGACUUGUAGUUGCUGUGAGGGAAGCGACGACUAUAACAGCAAUAAUGCAGCUGAUUCAGAUCUUUCUGUUCACGCUGCUGUGUGUUUGUGAAGGUGAGGAGGUGGAUUUCAUGAAGCCAGCACUGAAUAUCCACACUGAGUUUCUGAAGCUCCAGGCUGUGGUGGAGGGACUGACCGAACAGCUCAAUGCUGUGAAGAGUGAACUGACCGAGCAAAAGAGUUUGGUGUAUAAUCUGAAGCAGCAGAUCGAAGAGAGUCCUAAAGUGGCCUUCACAGCUUCCAUGACCUCCACAGUGAACUCACACCGGGGGCCAUUCUCCUCCGAGACGAAACUGAUAUUUGAUAAAGUUCUCACCAACGUUGGAGGCGCAUACGAUGGAACAACAGGUGUCUUCACAGCCCCUGUUAAAGGAGUGUACUACUUCAGGUACUCCGGAAAUGCUUUCGCCUCCCACGACAUGGGUCUGAGCAUCUUUAAAGGCGGCUCACGAUUCGUAUCGUCAUAUGAGUACAAUUCAGGGGAGAAAAACGAUAAUGCGUCGAACGGAGCGGUCAUGCAACUGGACACUGGAGAACAGGUGCACAUGCGGCUCUGGAUUCGCUCCUGGGUCUUUGUGGAUUACCGUUACAACUACUCCACCUUCACUGGGUAUCUGCUUUAUCCCAUUUAAUGACAGUGUGAACAGCCUCUUUCUGGCUGUAGCCCAAAUCUUACACUUUUCUUGAGGUCUGUUUAUGGAUUUCAUGUGGUUAUAUGUAGUUCAUGUUUACCUGACCAUCUUCCAAACUCUCUUCGUCCCUUAGAAUUAAACAGCCUGUUUUUGUUACUGUGCCUUUAAGACUUAUAUAUGUAAAAAGUUCACUUUUCCAUGAUGUGGGCUGUUUUUUAUGUGGUGUAUCUCUAAAAAUGGCUCAAAUAGCUACCAACAAUAAUACUGUAUAGCAGCUAUGGGUAUAAUAGACCUCUUUUUGGGUUAAUGCAUCACCUCUCAAGAUCACAAGAUGAUUAUAUCGGUCCUGCAUAAAUCUAGGAAUUGAUAUCAUAAAGCUAAACAUGAGUUUUGUUCCAAGAGCACUUUGCAGAGAACGUCUUUUCAUUGUUUCCCCUAUAGACUGUAAUUUGCAUUAUAAGGCCUUAAUUUAAGCAGAGCUUAAUGAAUGUUAACCAUCAAUGUAUGUAUAAACAGGAUGUGUCAAAUGUUUGGGCACAAACCCUUUUCAUGCAUUGUUCAGAGUUCAAAAAUUUCAAGUGUUUUGCUCACUAUGCUUUUAACAGUAGGCCUUUGUUUAGACUCAACCUAUUUAAUAACACUAUUAUACUUUAAUGAACAUGAAUGUUACCAAAUAUACCCAAAGUAUUAGCAAUUAGCUGUUUUCUGUUAAUAAACUCUCUGUGAGUAUUUGUUUGUGCUUAGUAACUGUGAGAAUAUUCAUAAAAUUGAGGAAAAAAACAGUUCACUCUGUUAUACAUAUGUAAUUACAUAGGAGAAAAUAUGCUGUUGCAACUAUUAAGAUUACAUGAGUGAAAACUGAAGUUGAUACACAUGUAUUUAUAUAUUGUAAUCCAUCCAUAACAGUAAAUAGUAGUUCCAUUGUUGUUAAAUGUAUUAAUUAAUGUGUAAUGACACUGUUAUUAGAGAAGCUCAAUGUAAAGUGGGGCCCUAAGGUGCACUUCAUUGCAUUUAUAAGUCUAGGGUUAGGAUUUCUUGUUCAGUCGAUGCCAACUCACAGGGCUUAGCAGGUCCUUUCAUAGUUUUCCAUGAACAAAAUUCAAGCAAAAACUACAGUUUACACAUUAGUGCAAAAUUUCAAUGCUGAUUUUUCAGUUGUGGGUUUUUGAAGUUUUUCCCCCUCAGGUGGAAAAAUCAAGCUUAUCUUUUUAAGAAUUAUAGAUCUGAGCUGGAAUAUUAACAGGGUAUAAAUAGGACAGCAGGGGGCAGUUUUAUGGAGUUAAUUGGCCACGUGUUCAGGAGGCCUGUCACUCCAAAUCAGCUGACUAAUAGAGAGUGCAAGAUAACGUCCACUUCUAAGACCCACCCCUUUUUAAAAAGAGCCCAAAGUCAGAAGCAAAAGAAAGAGUCCAGAAGCAAAAAAAAAUAUACCAGCAAAAUCAGCAAACAGAUUUUUUGAAGCAAAAAAUGGCAAAAUUAGUGAUAAAUUAAUAUCAGAAAAUGAGUAGUAAUCUUUUUGAAGAAUUAAGUUGAUUUAACUCAUUAUUUGUAUUUGCGACAUAUUUUGGACAUUUUGAUACUCAGUAUUUUUCUUAUGGAUUUUAUUUUAUGUUGCUGUUUGUUUUUAUCUGUCAUCAUUUGCUUCAUGUUUUGUUUGCAGUAUUUGUUUUUAAGUUCAAUAAAACUGAAAAUAUCACACCGACGUGCUUAACUAGCAUAAAGUGAAGUUUGCAAAAUGACUUGUGGUCGUUUAUAGAUAUUUACAGAAACUGAAUGGUUUCACAAAGAUGCUGCAGAUAGAUUAUAUAUCAUUUAUACAUAAUAUGUAAAAUAUAACCAAGAAAAUCACUGCUAUUGGUCAAUGUUCACCAAAUCAUUUGGAGGCUUGAAGUUUUUAGCAUUAUUUUUAUUGAGGUUUACAAAACACAUAUCUUUUUCUUCUUCUUUUUCUUCUUCUUCUUCCUCUUCUUAUUGUUAUUAUUAUUAUUAUUAUUAUUAUUAUUAUCAGUUUGUAAACACUCACAUAAAAUAUUCACUAAUAGUGGAGAUUAGUGAAUAUUUUAUGUGAGUGUUUACAAACUGAUAAUAAUAAUAAUAAUAAUAAGAAGAAGAAUUACCUGAAUUGAUGAUUUAUUCACGCUUUAUUAAUUAUAAAGUAAGAGAAAAUGCAUGUAUUAGCACAUGUAGGCAAACUUUAUAAACGAAUAAUGAUUAAAAUACAGGUCAGGCAAUGAUUUGUUAAAUAUUACAUAGAAGCUCAUUUCUUUAUUGUGAGGUAACAGCUUUUAUGUCUUUUAUAAACUUAUGUGAAUCCAUUAAUUAAUAAUAAAUGACUAAUACCUGG
This is a messenger RNA of Colossoma macropomum (tambaqui), 3064 nucleotides long. RefSeq names its product cerebellin 11 (gene cbln11). The transcript is spliced from 3 exons. The record is from RefSeq and is a predicted model, not a curated record. Gene Ontology annotation, molecular function: protein binding. The coding region runs from base 94 to 720 and encodes 208 amino acids. NCBI's taxonomy places the organism in Eukaryota, Metazoa, Chordata, Actinopteri, Characiformes, Serrasalmidae.